Molecule: messenger RNA, 1641 nt
Organism: Onthophagus taurus
Lineage: Eukaryota; Metazoa; Arthropoda; Insecta; Coleoptera; Scarabaeidae
Gene: Pp4-19C
Product: Protein phosphatase 19C
Molecular function (GO): protein serine/threonine phosphatase activity
Source: RefSeq, a predicted model, not a curated record
AAAUUAGCUGAGGGGUCCGAAGCAGUCUGAAGUUAGCAGUAAUUUUUGUGACGUUUUGUGUUACCUCUAAAUAUUCCCCAAAAAUCACGAUUUUCCACUUGAAAAAUCAUUAAAAGAUACUAAAUUUUCGUCAAUAACUCCGUAACAAAACAGUAAUCCAUUUAAAAUCACCCCAAGUGAAACAAAACCCAUAAAAAAAUAACGUACCAAAGAUCCGCCCCAAACAUAACCUCACUUUCACUUCAUAACCCAUCGGGAAACAAUUAUUUCGAUUUAAUUUGGAAGGCACAUAAGAUGACUGAUACAAGCGAUUUAGAUCGACAAAUCGAACAGUUAAAAAGAUGCGAAAUUAUUCGUGAAGCGGAAGUUAAAGCUUUAUGUGCUAAAGCACGGGAAAUUUUAGUCGAGGAAAGUAAUGUUCAACGUGUUGAUUCACCUGUAACGGUUUGUGGAGAUAUACAUGGGCAAUUUUACGAUUUGAAAGAAUUAUUUAAAGUCGGAGGAGAUGUUCCGGAAACUAAUUAUUUAUUUAUGGGGGAUUUCGUUGAUAGAGGUUUUUAUAGCGUUGAGACGUUCUUAUUACUAUUGGCAUUAAAGGUUAGAUAUCCAGAUCGUAUAACUUUAAUAAGAGGCAACCACGAAUCAAGACAAAUCACUCAAGUUUAUGGUUUUUACGAUGAGUGUUUAAGAAAAUAUGGGUCAAUCACUGUUUGGAGAUAUUGCACAGAAAUUUUUGAUUAUUUAUCUUUAUCCGCGAUUAUUGAUGGAAAGAUUUUUUGCGUUCACGGUGGGUUGUCUCCUUCGAUACAAACGUUAGAUCAAAUUAGAACGAUCGAUCGUAAACAAGAGGUACCUCACGAUGGUCCGAUGUGUGACUUAUUAUGGAGUGAUCCUGAAGAUACGCAAGGUUGGGGUGUUUCACCUCGCGGUGCUGGAUAUUUAUUUGGAUCGGAUGUUGUGGCUCAAUUUAAUGCUGCCAACGAUAUUGAUAUGAUAUGCAGAGCUCAUCAGUUGGUUAUGGAAGGUUAUAAAUGGCAUUUUAAUGAGACUGUUUUGACUGUUUGGUCAGCUCCAAAUUAUUGUUAUCGGUGUGGAAAUGUGGCUGCUAUUCUUGAAUUAAACGAGCAUUUACAAAGAGAUUUUACAAUAUUUGAGGCUGCCCCCCAAGAAACGAGGGGAGUUCCAUCGAAGAAACCUCAAGCGGACUAUUUCCUUUAGAAAGUUAACCUAAAGAUUAUUAUUAUUAAAAAAAGAAAUCAUGAAAGUUAAAAAGCAAAUUUUGGUUAAAUUUUUUUGGGAAAAAUUAAUAAUAAUAAUUUUAUUACCGUAUAUUUUGUAUUAAUAGUUUGUAAGUUUUGCGUUUCUUUUUUGUCGUUUUCUCUCUUUGCGAAGGAUUAUAGAUAAAGAGAUUAAUUUAUAUGAGUAAAAUAAGAAGUAGGAGCCGCUAAAAUUCAGUCAAUACUGCCACAAGAAUUAAAUAAGUUGAGAAAUCUCCAGUAAAUGAUGAAUAUACAUGAUACAUGAAAAAAUAUUAAUAAGCGGAUGGAAACAUGUAAAAUCCGGCGAUUGUACAGUUAAGUUUAGUUAGUUAGGUGUUUAUUAUCGAAUUUUGUAUCUUAAAUAAAUUUCUUAAACUCAAAA